This is a messenger RNA of Salvelinus namaycush (lake trout), 2401 nucleotides long. RefSeq names its product Krueppel-like factor 5. Lineage: Eukaryota; Metazoa; Chordata; Actinopteri; Salmoniformes; Salmonidae. The record is from RefSeq and is a predicted model, not a curated record. Gene Ontology annotation, biological process: regulation of transcription by RNA polymerase II. Gene Ontology annotation, molecular function: DNA-binding transcription factor activity, RNA polymerase II-specific; RNA polymerase II cis-regulatory region sequence-specific DNA binding. Bases 224 to 2401 code for a protein of 725 amino acids. The transcript has 5 exons.
AGCAGAAGCUUUGAACUAUCCCAACAGACUCCAGUCCUACCGAACGGAGACAAGUAGAGUGGAUAACCCAGUCAGACGAGAGAGCUAACUAGACUAAACACAGACUUGAAUACAUCGCUACAGUCAGUCCUCUCAUGCACCGUCCCGUUUCAUCUGUCGUUAUUGUUAUAUGAUUAUUAUUGCGGCCGUUCGCACCUUGUUAUUCCGGGAGGAGUAAAUCUAUAUGGCCGCGACGCUGAUCACGAUGAGCGCUGGGACCGGGACCGGGCCAGGGCAGGACGAGAUGUUCUACACCCUACUCAAGCCCAUGCUGUCGGAAGGCUUCCCGACCGAGGAGUCGGCUCUGUACGGCUUCGAUACUAAGAACGUACUGACGGAAAGGAGUGGACACAGUGACUACACGCACCAGACAGGGAAGAGUGAGCUGGAUAAGUAUCUCUCCCCCCAGACGCCGCUCCUGAUGCCCCAUCCGGACCCUCCAGAGCAGAACAAGUCUCGGCGGGACAGUGCCUCUGUGAUGGAUCACUUCUUUAGCGACGACCAGGGUGGAUCUCCUUACAGCAUCAACAUGAACGUCUUCCUACCCGACCUGGCCUACCUGAGGAUGGGCUUGUGUCGGCCGGCACGCCCAGGGCCUGGAGGUAACGGUGGAGGCAUGGGCCAGCAGGUCAAAACAGAACCUCCUGCCUCCUCUCCCUUCGUCCAUCCUCACCCUCACUGCCCCAGCAGUAGCGUCCACGGUAACAGCAUCAGCCUUUCCACGGUAACGUCGGUGUCUUCUUCUUCGUUACCAGAGUUCACUAGCGUGUUCAGCCCGUCGGGUGGCGGUGACCCGACCUCUGACGCCGUGGCAACGGGCGGUUCUGUUUACGUGAAGGAGGAGCUGGGGUCGUUCGAUCUGCCUCACGACGACUCUCUGUUCCAACUGCUCUCUGCAGAGCUGGACUCCGCCCCUCUCGCGCCCAUGCAUCACCACGGCAACAAUGCUCAUCACCGGGCGGGGCAGCAUCACGGAGGUUCCGGUCCCUCGCCCAUCAUGCACACCUUCCACGACCUACACUUAGCCGCCCAGGCCCAGCAGCAACACCAACAACUACAGACUGCCAAGUCAAGCUACUGUGGUGGGCUGCACAGUGUGGGAGGGGCCUACCCCCACCCUCACUUCCUCCAGCAGCCCCAGCACCAUCAGGCCAAGGCCCCCUACCUGCCCCCCUCUCCUCCCAGCUCAGAGCCCAGCUCCCCAGAUCGUCAGAAGGACCUCCUUCAGAACCUCUCCCCUCCCCCUUCCUAUGCCGCCACUAUCGCCUCCAAGCUGGGAGUCAGCGUCUCCCCCAGUCUUUCCCCCACCGGUGUGGCUCGGCCCCCAGCCUCAAGUCUAACUCAAGCCCCAGGCUCCGGCCCAGCUCCAAGCCUGAACCAGUCCAUGCAGGUCCGCUACAACCGCAGGACCAACCCAGACCUGGAGAAGAGGAGGAUACACCACUGUGACUUCCCAGGAUGUAAGAAAGUGUACACCAAGUCUUCCCAUCUGAAAGCCCACCUGAGGACCCACACCGAUCACGAUACACUGCAGACCUUCGCCACUAUUGGCCUAUUGUCACUGCAGACCUUCGCCACUAUUGGCCUAUUGUCACUGCAGACCUUCGCCACUAUUGGCCUAUUGUCACUGCAGACCUUCGCCACUAUUGGCCUAUUGUCACUGCAGACCUUCGCCACUAUUGGCCUAUUGUCACUGCAGACCUUCGCCACUAUUGGCCUAUUGUCACUGCAGACCUUCGCCACUAUUGGCCUAUUGUCACUGCAGACCUUCGCCACUAUUGGCCUAUUGUCACUGCAGACCUUCGCCACUAUUGGCCUAUUGUCACUGCAGACCUUCGCCACUAUUGGCCUAUUGUCACUGCAGACCUUCGCCACUAUUGGCCUAUUGUCACUGCAGACCUUCGCCACUAUUGGCCUAUUGUCACUGCAGACCUUCGCCACUAUUGGCCUAUUGGCACUGCAGACCUUCGCCACUAUUGGCCAUUUGUCACUGCAGACCUUCGCCACUAUUGGCCUAUUGUCACUGCAGACCUUCGCCACUAUUGGCCUAUUGUCACUGCAGACCUUCGCCACUAUUGGCCUAUUGGCACUGCAGACCUUCGCCACUAUUGGCCUAUUGGCACUGCAGACCUUCGCCACUAUUGGCCUAUUGUCACUGCAGACCUUCGCCACUAUUGGCCUAUUAGCCCAACGGGACACCGCCUCUGACCAGAGCCCAACGGGACACCGCCUCCGACCAGAGUCCAACGGGACACCACCUCUGACCAGAGUCCAACGGGACACUACCUCUGACCAGAGUCCAACGGGACACGACAGAUCCACUGUCGUCUCCAAUCAGAGACAGAUCAGAGCCAUGUCGUGA